This is a messenger RNA of Oreochromis aureus, 708 nucleotides long. Its product is annotated as ATP-dependent DNA helicase PIF1-like. The transcript is spliced from 2 exons. NCBI's taxonomy places the organism in Eukaryota, Metazoa, Chordata, Actinopteri, Cichliformes, Cichlidae. The coding region runs from base 109 to 708 and encodes 199 amino acids. The record is from RefSeq and is a predicted model, not a curated record.
ACUAAUAAAGAAGUGGAUGCGCACAACUCUGCAACACUGGCUCUGCUCCAUACUCAUAUCAUUGACAUCCAUGCAGAUGAUUAUAGAAAAGAUCCUAGAACUGGCAGAAUGGCACUACAAGACAGACCAUUGAAAGGAGGUAAAAACGAGUUACCAGAUACACUGAAAGUUGCAGAAGGAGCUCGUGUCAUGCUCACCAGAAACAUUGACAUACAAAAUGGUUUGGUUAAUGGAGCUUUUGGAAAACUACUUAGAGUAGUUUACUCUGAAAAUGACCAACACAUCAUCAAGCUUGGACUUAAAAUGGAUAAUGAGACAUCUGGAAAGAAUAACCGAACACCAGCAGACGACAUGGUGUACAUUGAGAGAGCAGAAGAGAAUCUAAAGCAGAAAGGAGUGGUACGAAGACAGUUCCCAGUGAAGCUGGCCUUUGCAUGUACAAUACAUAAGGUACAGGGAAUGACAACCACAUCAGCUGUUGUCUCUCUUAAGAGCAUUUUUGAGCCCGGCAUGGCCUACGUAGCUGUCAGUAGAGUGACGUCUCUCAGUGGACUGUAUCUUCUUGAUAUGGAGGAGAAAAAAAUAUUCACCAAUCCAGAAAUCACUGCAGCGCUUGAGAACAUGAGACAAGCCAACCUUGAUGACAUGAUGCCUCUUCUACACGUGAUACAAACACUGAGCAGGUUGAAGCACCAGUCAGUGCUCUGA